Messenger RNA from Plasmodium vinckei vinckei, 1686 nucleotides. Its product is annotated as alpha/beta hydrolase, putative. The record is from RefSeq and is a predicted model, not a curated record. Gene Ontology annotation, molecular function: palmitoyl-(protein) hydrolase activity. Gene Ontology annotation, cellular component: membrane. The transcript is spliced from 4 exons. Bases 1 to 1686 code for a protein of 561 amino acids. Lineage: Eukaryota; Apicomplexa; Aconoidasida; Haemosporida; Plasmodiidae.
AUGGGAGGUGCUUUAUCCAGUACAGCCUUAUUUCGUCCUACUUCGCCAAGUUACGAAGAUGACUUGAAAAAUCUAAUUUAUAUCCCAGAGCUUUUACACAUAAAUCCAAAUAAAUAUUUGGAAAAUAAGCAAUUCGAGAUAUUUAAUAAAGAUGACAAUAUAAAAGAGUUAAGUAAAAGCAAAUUCCCAGCUUUAUUCUUUUAUUACUCUAAAAAGUUAAAAACUAAGCAUACAGUUAUGUAUUUUCAUAGUAACUCCUGUGAUUUAGGACAAAUUUAUGAAGAAUUAUAUACUUUACAUGAAUUUUUACAUAUUAAUAUAUUAGCUAUAGAAUAUGUUGGAUUUGGUUUAUCCUAUUUAGAAGGUUCACCCAAUCAGUAUAAUAUUAAUAGAAGAGCAUUAGCUGCUUAUAAUUUUUUAAAAUCAUUAAAUUUAAACCCUGAAAAUAUAAUACUAUUUGGUAGAUCUAUAGGUACUGGUGUGGCUACUAAAUUAGCUCAUAAUGUAAAACUCAUGGGCGAUAAUAUAGGAGGAAUUAUAUUACAUUCUCCAUAUAUAUCAAUUGAAAAGUUAGUAGAAGAUUAUGUCUCAUAUUCUUCAUAUCUAAUUGAAAAUAUAUAUGACAAUUUUAAAAGUUUAACAGCCCUUAGUAAUAAUGAUGAUUCAGAUGCUCCAUUCUUACUUAUACAUGGUAAAGAUGAUGAAGUAAUAAAUAUAUCUCAUUCCGAAUAUUUAAUCAAAAAUUUAAAUAAUAAAUUUAAGUCUUCCUUUUAUCCUGACGACUCUUCUCACAACUGUUACUAUGUCAUUGAUGACAUUGCUAUACCCACAAAGAAAUUUCUAUGUACCCUCAGUAAAUCACGUCAUCAAAAAAAGACAGAAGUACUAUUAUCGUUAUCUUAUCUAAGAAAAGAGCUAACAAUAUUUGAAAUACGAAAAUUUGGCUAUAAAAAAAAAGGACAAAAACAGAUAAUACAUAUAAGCAAUAUGUACAAUGAUGAAUGUGUAAGGAAAAUCCAUAAACAGAAAAAAAAAUUAUGCAAAAAAAUUAAAAAAUUGAAUAAAAAAUAUAAGUUAAAUGAAUUAGGUAAAGAAGAAAUAAACAAUGACACCGCAAUUGAAAAUAAUGUCAAAGGAUAUGCCGAAAUGUAUAAUAAUAAAAUCAACAGAGGUGAAAAUUUUACCAAGUUAGACAAAACACAAACUACUGAAGAUACAGACAAUUCUUAUAGUGAUCAAACAUUUACAGGCACCGAUAGUAAAUCCUCAUCAUAUACAAACUAUUACGAAUAUAAUGAAAACCGAGAUGUUAAACAUCGAGUUCGUGAUAUAGUAUAUUUUUUUAAUACUAAAUGUUUUAAAAAUACACAAAAAAAUGAUAAUAUAAAUAAUAAAUCGAAUUGCAUUAGAGCCUAUUCAAAUUUCCAUUUAGAUGAAAAACCAAUAAAUUAUAAUGAUUCAUGUGCAUCUGACUAUUUUAGUGAAAUUGAAGAAAAGCAAAGAAAUCUAUCUGAUUCUGAUCUAGUUAAUAAAAAAUAUCAUAAUGUGAUACAUCAAAAAAAAAAAGAUGGACAUAAAUCAAGUGUAUUAUAUUGUAACUUUAAAAAUAUUACGCACAACAAAAUUGCUACUGAUAUAACACAAUAUUCGGAUGAUAUAAAAAGAGAAUGUAACACAAAUAUAUAA